AUGGAUCUCUCGUCUCAUCCGCCUCAACGUCUAGAGCUUGCCGGCCGAGCUUCGGAAAAGACACAAACCAAUCCGGCCAGUAUGCUACACGCUACACAGGCCGAGUCACUGACGAUCAUUUCAUCUCCUCCCGUGGUUCCUGGGUCAAAUUCAGGACUGCAGUCGGGGAACGCAAGCUCCAGCCCGCAAUUGAGGCUCACAAGACCUGUGAUGCGUCUCUCUUCAGCACGUUCGGUGAUGAGCGCAGAUACUAUAGUUGCAAUUGAAGCACAAGUCCAAAAUAUAUUACACUACAGCAUCGACAUGGACAUUGAGGACUAUGAGUCUACCAAUCCUGGCAAUCAGUACAGCGGCCCUCCUCCCAACAUACCGCUGCCUGCAUUGCCACACGAAGCACAACACGUACAAUGUGAUCUGGCCAAAAGCCCCGAAAGUCUGGGCAGUUUGGACAGCGAUCUUGACGAGAGCCCACAGAGUUGCCUUAACAGUGUGCGUCAUACCAUUCGAAGCACUCGCGCUGAUAAAGUGCGGGAAAGGAGGAUGCGCGAUCUCGCGAAGUUGCGUAGUCAGACACAAAACGCUGAUGCCCUUGGAUCGAGCGAGACUAGUAAGAAGUCCACCGACUCUAAAAAUCCACAGAGAUUGACAUGCGAUGUUGAUGAGCUUGAUCAAUUUCCCGCUGUCCCAGACUCCCAACCAACAAUUCUUUGCAGUAUGUCUGCUUCCUGUCCUAGUUGCCAGAACAGCCAAGAGAAAACGACUCGCCAACACCGCCGAAUGUCCAAAGCUGGUUCAGACGAAAACCCGGGGAGUACGUCACCGCAAACACUUAGUCAGAGCAAUAUAUUCGUGGUCGUCGACGCUGAUCCCAUCACGGCGCGUUUUAGAGCAGGCGCCACAAGUCCGAGAUUGAGCAUUGCAGGCAGUGCCACUGGAUUGAGAAGCCCAAAGUAUACACGCACUUCUUCAAAGCUCAAAGAGGUCAUGGCCAAUAGGUUGAGUCUGAGUGAGGGUCCGGGACGAGAAACGGUUCUUGGCAGUCCCAUGAAGAGCCCAAGUAGGAAAACCCGAGGCAGGAGUCCGACAGGGGAGCAAGCACUCAGACCUCGUCGAUCAAGUUCUUGCUUGGGCAUCCACAGUAGCCGGCCUGGAAGAGUUGAGAGCCGAUCCAGAAGCAGUUCCCGUGACGAUCACUCACAAACCUCCUGUGAUACAAACUCGCCAAAUGAAUCAACCAGCGAGAUGAAAAAACGGCGACGUUGGAACAGCGGCAAUAUCAGCCUCGUCACAAAAUUGCAACAAGAUUUACGCGACUACUAUGCUACGAUUUUGAAGCAGGAGGAGAAGAUUAGAUUGCAAGCCAACCAGAUUCAGAUGAUCAUGAAGAUCUUUGCGCCCAUAAACCUAAACCAGCAGCUAGAAGAGCUGAAACUUCUUCAGGAUUCUCCUAGUCAAUCAUCAAUUGGUAGAGAGGCGAACCGAAACAAGGGACAGGCAACAAGGUCUUGGAGCGGGCACACCGACAGGCGAUCGCCGAGAUCUAGUUUUCGCUUUCCGCUCGAUAGCAUCAAGGUACAAACUCUCAACCGCCAAGGUCAUAGCACAUCGAACAGAGCCGAUGCUACCAGCGAGGGCUUCACCUCCGCGGCAAUGUCAAUGGAAUCGGGGGCAGCUGUUAUUGAUGAUGCGUAA
Cladophialophora psammophila CBS 110553 is the source of this 1692-nucleotide messenger RNA. RefSeq lists its product as uncharacterized. The transcript has a single exon. The coding region runs from base 1 to 1692 and encodes 563 amino acids. NCBI's taxonomy places the organism in Eukaryota, Fungi, Ascomycota, Eurotiomycetes, Chaetothyriales, Herpotrichiellaceae. The record is from RefSeq and is a predicted model, not a curated record.